AUGGAGACAACUUGUGCCCCACCGGUGUGGACGCCCGGGGCGCAGCCGCCGGCGGGCGACAGCGGGUCCAGCGCUGCCACGCCGCCCGUACCGCCCCCACCGCCUGUCUGGACCCCAAACAGCGCCACAGCAUCGCCCCAAACACCGCGCAAAACUUUCCGCCCUGUACACUUCGAGGAGUCACCACCAGCCCGCAGAAAAUUCGAAAAUAAAGAACCGAACGGUUGCAUGAGUGGCUCUGAGGGUGAGAGCCGUCUUCGAACGUCGCAUAGCGCUCCUGUGACCGGCUUCAACUCCCUGGGAAGCAAGUUGCCUAAAGCACCGAAUCCUACUGUUACAUUACUUCAAAAAGCUCGAGAAGGACAGCUAUCACGAGCUAGUCAGCAAGUUCAAGGUGAUAGUAAUUCCCGCCUUCCACGCGACAGACCAUCCCCACCUUUCGGCGACCCUAUUCACGCUUUACGUCGUGGUUACGUGAGUGAAGGGGAAGGCGAAAGGCGAGAGCGGAAUAGCACAACAAAAAUGGCGGAGACGCAGAAAAAAAUCGAAGGAAUAGGACCAAUCACAAAUGACGGCAUGCCUGUUACAUUGAGAUCGGAAGUUAAAGACCCCUCAAAAUGGUACAAGAAGAUGUACGACACAAUACACAAAAAUAAAUACGACAACGAUUAUGUGACGAUACGAUACAAAAACCGUAGAGACGAACCACAGAGAGUGAGCAGCAGUAAAUCCCAGUACGCGUACUUCGACCCACGUUCAGGGUAUCUGAGUGAACCUGAGGGCGGUCUAAGUAGGCUUACUUCCGGCACAUGGAGUGAUGCGUACGAUAGUGACGUCACAUCCGGUCCACGCCGCCGUACCGCGUCCGUACAGGAGGACAGGAGGAACGAUAUCACUUCACCGUAUCUGUCUAACAAUAAGUACAGUACAUUAGCAUCAACGAGAGUGAGUCAAGAGGUAUACAAGUCGCAGCCCGGAAAAAUUGAGAACUACACGCCCGGUAAAUCUUCAGUAGUUGACAAGGAAGCCAAACAGUGGUGGGACGAGGUCAUGGACAUAUUUGAUGGGUGGCUAGACGACAACUCCCCUCUACCGCCUUAUUCGACAUUGCUCGCUCGCGCCAUACAAAAGAAUCAAAACAUGUCCAAUACCACGAUGAGUACUACGUCGCUACCAAAGGAGAAGAAAGACAUCACCUCUGCUAUUUUAUCGAAAUCUAAUAUGGCAAGGGCUUUGAAAGAGUCUGGUUACGAAUCAGAUUCGACGUUGGUGUUCAAACGACGUGAAGAAACAGAAGGUCCAUUGUCACCAGCGGAGCGCCGAGCUGCGUACAGAGAUCUUCAAGCGGGGGGCGAACCCCCACUUAGGGGCUUCAGAUCACCUGCCCCACCAAGAACGGAGGAAUCUGAAAUCGAAUACAUUCCAAUAUCUUCGACGUUAACGAAAAUAAGAAUACACAAAAAGUCACCAAGUCUUCAUGAAGUUAUAUGUUAUCCUGUCACAAGAAUAGAAACAGAUCAAAGGACAACGAGGAAAGGAGCGAAGGAUGUCCUAUUGCCACCUCCUCCACCACGCAGAGUAUCAUCAAGAAGUAGUCGUACUCUUCAACUGGUAACAAUAUCGAAACCUAAAUCAGUAUCACCAAAACGAGUAACAAUGCCAUCUAAUGUGGAUUUAAUAAAAGAGAAAAUAAGUAGCAAAUUGAAUAGGCAAAAUACACAUUUGAUUCUUAAGAGCUCAGAAACCUCUUCAAUUGUGAAUGCUACGCGAAGAAAUACUUCGAGUUCCGCACCUCCUGCGUUAAGUAGACAUAAAAGCACGUCCUUACCAACAUGCAAGGAAAAGAAUAAAGUAGUCGGUGUAAAACAAUUCGGUACUAGUAGUUUUGGUUCUCCGAGAAAGACAACUCAACCAACAGAAUAUUCGACACCAUCACGUUGCAAAUAUGGAACAUCUCCAACAUCAAUCAUAAUAGAAGGAGGUGCAGGAAGAAAAACUCCUAUUACUAGCAUAUUGGAUAAAGUUACGCCUAUUGACAAACUUUGGGGAUCACAGAAGCGAAACGAACAAAUAGAUUUAACAAAAUUGAAAGGUACUGGUAAAUGCGACAAAAAUAUGCAAUUAAAAAUCUCAACUAAGCCAUCAAGCAAAUCAUCAACACUUACGGCCGUAACGCAUAGAAGCCGUGAUAUGAUUCGUACUUCCGAAAAAGUGCAGAAGUUAAAAUCAUAUGCUCAAUCAACGCCAUGCUUAGUAAACAAAAGAGACGAUAGGCAAAUCGAAACAAAUAUCAAAACUCUUGCGAAUGUAUCAAAGUCGUCGUCAAAUAUUUGUAACAAUUUCAAAAAGGCUAAUAUUAUAAAGACGAAUGAAACUAACAAAUCGAAUAAGAAAUCAUUAGAAACUGUUUUUAUCAAACCAAAAGCAUUUCCAAGUCACGAGAAAGGUAAUAAAAAUAAACCAAAAGUACAAAAGGUACUUCAAACUGUAAAUAAAAAUAGUGGACAUAAGAAAAAGAAAGGGGAUAGUAUUAUCAAUGAAAAAUGUAGUAGUCAAUUUGGAGAUGAUGUAAAUGAAAUUCACCCCGAAGAAAAUUUAUCUCAGAAACACUUACAUGUAAAAGAAAUCAAAGCCGGUCGUGACGCCAUAAUAUCAAACUCCUUUUUUCAACACUUAUUUUUUCAAAAUGCCCAGCCUAUGCCAGUUUCAACAGUUUCAGAGUCGUGUCAUGUUAAUACUGUAAAAGAAAAAGCCCGAAUGUUUCAAUCUAAUUUAUGUACUGGAGUAUAUUAUACUCCAAGUGCUAUAAAUACAUAUUUGAUACAUCGCAAACCUGUGUCUCUUUCACGAUUUAAAAUCUGGGAUAAAAAUGAUAGCCCUUCAUGCAUACCGAGCCCAAGAUCUAUAUCAUGGCCCGGUCGAAUGGAUGGAAAAAUAAAAAAAUUUGAUAGUUUGUCAAAGUGCCAGGAUGAUUAUGGAUCUUCGAUGUCACUAUCUACCAUUCGCAGUAAUAGUGAACCACCGACAAAUAAAUUAUAUUUUUCUCAAACAUCAAGACCUAAAUCACCAGUUAUAAUAUUUCACAAAAAUCAAGAUGACAAAGAUUCAAAAAGCUUCGAUAUCUAUAGUUUACCUUCAAAAAUGGUACACGAACAGGCAUUACAUGCGUCUAAAUCUAAACAAUGUCUAAAAUCAAAAGCUUUACAUGGUUCCAACACAGUCAGUGCCACUCCUGUUCGUUUAGUUUCAAAAUCGGAUGAUUAUAAUCUUAGCUUAAAUUAUCCACCAACUAUUUUUUUCUCACAAAUAUCCAGACCGAUAUCACCGAAAGUUUUUAAAAAACCUUCAACCCCUACUAGAAGCCAGUCAUCGUCGCCAAUUUCUAUUAGAUCGCCGUCGUAUAGAAGAAUUAACAAUGUGAAAUCUCAACAAAAAGCCAACCUUGCUGGAACCAGACCACGUAGUGUAGAUAGUGAAAAUAAAAACACGUUGCCUUCACUUCAGACGAGGUCUAAAAGUGAUACAUUAUCUCAGAAUAGUGACCCAGAAUAUGAGGAAUAUAUACAAGAUAUUGAAAAUAAUAAAAAUAGAUCUGAAAGAUUUCGUGAGCUAAAUAGGUAUUACACUUAUUUAGAAAGGGUUGGAGAACUUGAAAAAGCCGCUUCAAUUACCGACUUACGGCACAGAAGAAAAGAUGAAGAAAUUAUUGAUUUUGAUCGAUGGAAGAAAAUUCGAGCAAUUGAAAGAGCCGAAGAAGAACUUAAUAGUCUAUAUGAGAAGUUAAAAAUUGCACAAACGGAAAAAGAUUUUCUGUUUUAUCCUAGAGAUAUAAAAGAUUUUCGUUGGAAAUUUGAGAAGGAAAGGGGUUUGAAAGUAAAAGAAAAGUCAGUUGAAGACCUUAAGGAUGAUUUGUUACAAAAAUCCUCGUAUUGCCCUCAAGAUGUAGAACCAAAUCAAAAAAAAGAUGUCUAUAAACCUUUAUGGAGGGGUAAAAGUGUAGCUGAAACGGCAUUCAGUAUCAAUAAGAAAAAUGAAUGUAAAGAUAUUAGUAACACAACUUCUAUUACGAAACCUUCACAUAGCAAAAAUACAGAUCUAUCUAUAGGCGAACUUCGUAAAAAGAUAGGAAUUGGAAAUCGUCUUUGGAGCAGCUUAUCCUUAGACCAAGUAAAUGCUUUAAAGAGUCAACUGAAUGCAAUUUAUAGUAAAGAAAUUGAAUCGAAACCCCAAAAAGAAAUAAAUCAAUAUACAGUGGAGGUAAAAGAAAGAGAUAAAAAUUACAAUUCCAACUUACACGUUAGAUGUAGCUCACUGUUAACUACGCCUACUCAUGACAUUUUAAAAGAGUUAAACAAAUCCAAAUCGAUUGCUGCAAUAUGUCCAGUUCCAUCUGAAAAGGAUAUUAAAAAUAAUGUUAAUAAUACACAGAUGUCUCUCAGUGAAACCGAAAAAAAACAAAUUUCACAAACUCUAAGUAAAGAAGUUAUAAGACGAAUUAAUACAAAAAGUAACUCUGAAGAGUAUUGUGAGAAAAAUAGCAAUGAAAUCAAAGAUACAUGUAAUCUUCUUGCUACUAAUAAAAGGCAUGUAGUUUAUGCAUCAGAUAAAGAAGAAUUGCCUUCUUCGGCUAGUGAGACGGAGACUGGUGGUUCAGAUAAAUCCAAUAAUACUGUAAUUUUUGUGGCACCCAAAAAAGAAGUUCAAAAAAAGGUUGAGUAUUUUGAAUCUGUAAAAAAAUUACCUCAUAGUAGUGCCCAAAUUGAAAACAGCAUCCCGCUAGGUAAUCCGAUUAUAAAGUCAUGUGAUAUUUCGUCUCCAGGUUAUAUAUCUCAAUCACAAUCGUGUACAAAUAUUAAGGAACUUUUUGGUGAAAGUGAUAAAAAUAAGUUUUUAUCUUUACCAUCGAAGCCUGACCUAUAUUCGAGAUCGUCUUCGCCUUACUCAGACGCGUACAUUUGCGAUAAACGAUCGCCUGACUCGCUACGUUUCUCCAGUGACGAGACAAUCUGGCGGAGUCGAAGCCCGUCGCCCGAUCCGGAACGUUACUGGCGAGCCUUCCUUAAACUGGCGCGUGCCGGUGAAGUACGUCGCCUUGCUCGGCGGUUCGAUACACUCCCUGUCACCAGCGCAGUAAUACGCCGACAUCGCAGUGACCCAGAAAUAAACAACAUCGGUUUAAGAAAUUGUCUAUGUACUGGUAAAUCUGCGAGACAUAGAGAACGAUGUAAAACAUCAUACACAGUAGCACGCGUGCCGCUUAGAUCCACAAACCGUUUUAUGCCUCAUAUUGAUAUAAUUUCAAAAUUGGCGGCUCUUAGGAGAAGGACAGCUCCAAGAUCGCGAUCAGCCGAAGAAGCGUUAGAAUGUCGACCUGGAGAAGUAGAACGAAUUCGAAAACGCUUCGAAGUAAUGUCACUACUUGGGCAAAUAUACUCAUCCGCUCCUGAUGUAAGUGAACUUAAAGAUAUAGCACCAUACUUGGAAGGGCCUUGGGUUGCGCAUAGGUAUCCAAAACCGAGUGACAACAAUAGGUCGGUCUCCGAUACGAAAAAUUUUGUUCGAGGCCAAGUGUCCCCAGUUAAGAAGGAAAUUAAGAAACAAAUACCAAAGGCACCUUUAAAACUUAACUCAAUCUUAAAAAGUGAUGGAAGUGAAGGGCAAGAAUUUAAUCCAUCGGCACACAGGCCAAUUAGCCGUUAUGAACCUCCCCGAUCGCCCGCCCGCCCUCCGCCAGCUGAAUGGCCUUACAAGUUAGCACCCUUCGUCACGCCAUCGCGACAUAACGUCAAAUUUGAAGAAACUGAUUCCACCCCGGAGCCACCACGAAGGAUGCCACAGAGCAGCUUCUCUGAUUCAGUGUGUAGUAAUGAAACAAAAUCUGUGAAAAUGAACUUAAGUGAACAAAAAAGCAGUGCCGGCACUAAAGUGUGCGUGCCAGAAGACGAUGGUUUUUACAGUGAUGUUCCGAUUUCGGGUUCACUAUCAAAAUCGUUGUUGGCUUUAAACCAAUACGUAAAAAAGAAUUUGCUCUAUGAUGACAGUGAAGAUCAGACAGAAGAAAUUAACAAUGACGGAGCAUAUUUCUCUAAAGAAAGUAGUCCAAAUGAUUCUGUGGCUAAAAGUGACACAGAGAGUGUUAAAAGUUAUGAACUGUCCACGGCACAUAGCCCUGCCAUUUCAAAAGUGAAUGUCGACGUAAGUGAAAAAGAUGAAAUCAAAAGCGAUCCCACAAAACAAACGGACGAUUAUAAAUUUAAACAACUUCUCGAAAAUCCCCCUUCUCUACGCCGUUACUCCAAUUCAAUAAGCAUUCCAAACCAGGACCAAGAUCGCUAUUUAAUUGAAGAAAACUACUCUCAAAUAUUACGCGAUACUAAAGAAAAUGAAGAAAACUUUGUUGAACGACGAUCGGCUACUAAGGAAAAAUCGCAGCGGCAUUCGGUACACGAUGGUAAUUGGGUUAAUAGGACAAAUAUUUAUCCAGAUGUCUAUGCACCACUGCCAUUUAAAUCACCGAGCCGCCGUUAUGUGGAGAGCGAUGUAAAUAUCCACUAUCGCUGUCCAGUUCGACACGAUCCCUUGCCCUUGGUGCCCGAGAGAGAGCUGGCCCGUCAACAAGCAGAGCACAUGAAACGGCUCUACCGAGAACAGAAGAGGAAUAAGUAUUUACAAGAGCUCCAAGAUAUGCAGAGUAGAAGGCAUCAAGAUAACUUUAUGCCGUCUCAGAAGACAAUCGUGCCUCUUAAUCGCUAUGACGAGGCUGAUCGUGUGGUAGCAAGGGCUUUGUAUACGUUCAAUGGGCAGACAGGGAGAGAACUUAGCUUCAGGAAAGGGGAUAUUAUCAAUGUGAGACGGCAAAUUGAUAACAAUUGGUACGAAGGCGAAUUUCACGGAAGGAUUGGAUUGUUUCCGUAUAAUUAUGUUGAGUUACUAAAAGGCGAUGUAGCCCAAUCUCCGAAGAAGCCAGUAAUCCUCGAAGGUCGGGCGAGAGCGAAAUUCGAUUUCACAGCACAAACAAAUCUCGAAUUGCCGCUCAAGAAGGGUGAAUUAGUGGUUCUUGCGAGGCGCAUAGACCACAACUGGUGGGAGGGCAGAGUGGGGAACAAGACGGGAAUAUUCCCGGACAGCUACGUCACCAUCCUGCAGGAACCCAGUCAGGGUAAGCCGGAACCGCAGCCGAUCCUAUCAACCGACAAGCCAGUAGCAUCACCAGCAGCUCACGGCGUGGUGAACGGAGACAAGCGAAGCCUCGGGGCUCACACUUACAUCCCCCAACACAACAGCGCAGCACUCGGCAACGCCCCACCGGCCACUGAACCACUCAUUGGUUAUCCCGCGAAAGGCCACUCAUCGCCAGCUGACCGUGGAUUAAAUGCGAGUGUAAACCUCAAUAACACAGAGCCUCUUUAUGUCGAUACGAAUGCUGAAGCUGUUCCAUAUCGUGCAAUGUACAAAUACCGACCCCAGAACCCCGACGAACUAGAGUUAAAUGAAGGUGAUACCGUAUAUGUAUUGGAGAAAUGUGACGACGGCUGGUACGUCGGAUCCAGUCAACGGACUGGACGAUUCGGGACUUUCCCAGGUAACUACGUGGAGCGCAUUUGA
Molecule: messenger RNA, 7605 nt
Organism: Pieris macdunnoughi
Lineage: Eukaryota; Metazoa; Arthropoda; Insecta; Lepidoptera; Pieridae
Source: the annotation of a GenBank genome assembly